AUGGCUGGCCCCUUUGUUAUUGAUACGUUUGAAACUCCUGGGUCAAAUAAUAUUGGCGCAUGGGCCGGGGCAGAUGAAGGCAUGCCGGCUGAAUAUGGUCCGGGUUAUUUGAUACUCUCUCCGACAGACGCAGACAUGAACUUUCACACCAAAGUUUCGCCUACCUGCCUAGACUUAAGCCAUCAUGCGGAAAUGUAUCUGCAUAUUUCUUUCUCUGGGACCGAUAAGUUCUCUAUCUCGCUUACCCAGAACAAUGAAGACUGUGAUCCAUUGAAGGCUCCUUAUCCUGAGACAUGGGACUCUUUGGAGGCAUCGCGUUACUCGACAGGAGAGAAUAUCUAUAUCCCCAUCAACCACUUCAACAUUGAUCUCACGCGAGCAAACUCCAUCGCGUUCCAUGGAUUUUAUACACAAGAAUCCGUGACCUUGUACACGGUUGAGAUUAUUCAAAGCGUUCCUGAAAAAUUUGAAGUCCCGAGGAAACUUCCCAGUGGGCUUAUGACUCUAAAAUGCAAAAGGCCAAAUUCUUUUGCUUUUGGUAUCGAUGAUGGCCGUCCUGACUUCGCAAAAGAGGUGAUGCAAAUUUUAGAAGAAGAAAAUAUCAAGGUCACUUUCUUUACAGUCGGAAAUGGGCUCUUAGAUCCGACCGCCAACUUCACGGCGAUGUACCAUGAGAUGCUUUGGCGUGGCCAUCAGGUAGCAUUACAUACCUUCUCUCAUCCCAAGAUGGAGGGACUCGCCACAACGGAGGAAAUUGAUCGAGAAAUAAUUGACAACAUUAGAGUGAUGCGAGAUCAGUUGGGGAUUGAAAGCAGAUAUUUCCGGCCACCAUUUGGCGUUGUUGGCGCGAGGACUAGGCAGCGCCUGGCGACGUAUAUUGAGGAUCCAUACAUUGUUAAUUGGAGUGUCGAUAUUGAAGAUUGGCUUUGGGCAGGUUCGAAGACUCCAGAGAAGCAGCUUGAAGCUUUUAAGCGAGAUCUCCAAAAAGGAGGUGACAUUGCGGUGAUGCAUUUCUUGCAUCGUUCAACAGUGGAUUAUUUCAGAGCCGUUUUCCGAUUAGUAAAGGAAAGUGGCAGGCAGAUCAUGCGAGUCGAUCAAUGCAUGAAUGAUCCAAAUGCACCUCCGCUGUAA
Ophidiomyces ophidiicola is the source of this 1131-nucleotide messenger RNA. RefSeq lists its product as uncharacterized. The record is from RefSeq and is a predicted model, not a curated record. The coding region runs from base 1 to 1131 and encodes 376 amino acids. Gene Ontology annotation, biological process: carbohydrate metabolic process. The transcript has 3 exons. Gene Ontology annotation, molecular function: hydrolase activity, acting on carbon-nitrogen (but not peptide) bonds. Lineage: Eukaryota; Fungi; Ascomycota; Eurotiomycetes; Onygenales; Onygenaceae.